AUGUCCACCAAGAUCAAGAACGACCCAGAGAACAUGUCUUUGUCCCAGUCAUCUUUGCACACUAUGGACCACUUGUCUCAGCCGAGACAAAACCAAAUGAUCCCAGGGAUCCCCAACAUGGCCUCCAGAGGAAUCCAGGAUGAUGAACUUUCGAGCCAGGACAAUUUCUCCUUGUGUUCAAGCACACACCCCAACCACGGAACCCCCAAUGACUUAAAGGGGUGGUCUCUGAGCGACGUGGAUGCACUUGACAGUGGUGCGAUGUCCAAACCAGAGUCCCCGGAAGUCCAGAUGCUCUCUUUCUCUUUCUCUCAGCAACUGCUGCCAUCGACCGUUGGCCCCAGUGAUGUAAUGUAUCAUCACGCCGGAUCCGAUUUCUCAGGCAUCCAGGAUGUGACUGAACAAAAUGACCUGGAUUUCUCCCAUGCACAUGACUUCAACCACUACUCCUCAUUGGUUGACCUCUCUGCCUUUGAUAAUGAAGUUUAUGGCCAGAAUGGUACCCAGUCCUCUUGCACUCCUGAUGAUACUCUCUCCAGCCACAGCUCUCAUGCGGAUGACGGCCACCUGGCCGGCAAUGAGGCGUGGAACUCGAUGAACUACCACGGAUCAUCCAUGGAU
Messenger RNA from Aspergillus niger, 621 nucleotides. RefSeq lists its product as uncharacterized. Lineage: Eukaryota; Fungi; Ascomycota; Eurotiomycetes; Eurotiales; Aspergillaceae. The annotation marks the transcript as partial. The transcript has a single exon. The record is from RefSeq and is a predicted model, not a curated record.